AAAAUGAGCUGUACAAUAUAGAGAUAUAAACAUAUUAUUGGUGACAUUAAUUAAUAAUUGUACGCAAUGCCUCUUAGAAGAACACUAUCGUUUCUGUGUCUGUUGUGAUUUGUUUGUCCUAGAAGAAGGAAAAAAACACAGAAACAAACAAGAACAAAAAUGACAAAACUCACAGUUACAACGUUAAUAGGCAUAAUCAAAGACAAAGCCUCUCAAAGCAAAGCUGCGUUACUCUCCAAACCCACAACUCUCUCCCUCUUACGCGUCACAACUCACAACUCCUUCUACCCUCCAACUCACAAACAUAUAUCCACGCUCCUCUCUUCCACCGACGGCUCACGCGCCACCGCAUCAGCUUUUCUCGAACUCCUUAUGGACCGUCUUCAGAACACCAGCGACGCUGCUGUAGCACUCAAAUCUCUCAUCGUCGUUCAUCACAUCAUCAGUCAAGGAAGUUUCAUCCUCCAAGAUCAACUCUCUGUUUACCCUUACACCGGUGGUAGAAACUACCUCAACCUCUCGAAUUUCCGACGGAACACAAAUCCGACAUCAUGGGAGCUUUCCUCUUGGGUUCGAUGGUUUGCUCAGCAUAUAGAGAAUCUUCUAUGUAGUUCACGAAUCUUGGGAAUCUUCUUUCUUAGAAACUCUUUGUCGGAGGGUGAAGAGAGAGUUUCGGGGAUUACCAACGGUGAUUUGUUGAAGGAGUUUGAUUCGUUGGUGACGGUUGUUGAGGGGAUUUGCAAGAGGCCAGAUCGUGCUUCAGAUUCGAACGAAGGAAACAAAAACAAAAACAAAAACAAGUUGGUUGAUGAGAUAGUGAAUUUGGUCGGUGGAGAUUGGGUGGUGAUAGAAACUGUGGUGGUUGUUGAAGUGAGAGAGUUUAAGGAGAGGUUAGGGUGUUUGGAAUUUGGAGAAGCUGUUGAAUUGGUUUGUUGUUUGAAGAGAUUGGAAGAGUGUAGAGAGAGGUUAGUGAUGAUUUUGGAGUUACAACAAGGGUUUUGGGAAAUGGUGAGAGAUUUGAAGGAGAAAGUUGGAGUGGAGGUGUAUAAGGAAAAGGGUAAGGUGCAGAGAGAAGGAAGAAGAGUAAGGUUUAGUGAGUCGGAACGGUUUUCCGAUCGAGUUGUUAGUUCUUGUGAUUUCAUACGGUUUCCUUCUGGAAGGUUUUUGUAGUGUAAUCUGUAUACAAACUCCAAAAAAUUUAGUUUUUUUCUUAUAUUAUGUAAUUUGUGAUUAUGAUUACAAAGUAUAGGGGUUAGGGAUAUUAUUUA
Messenger RNA from Lathyrus oleraceus (garden pea), 1268 nucleotides. Its product is annotated as putative clathrin assembly protein At4g40080. The record is from RefSeq and is a predicted model, not a curated record. The coding region runs from base 160 to 1170 and encodes 336 amino acids. Gene Ontology annotation, biological process: clathrin coat assembly; clathrin-dependent endocytosis; vesicle budding from membrane. NCBI's taxonomy places the organism in Eukaryota, Viridiplantae, Streptophyta, Magnoliopsida, Fabales, Fabaceae. The transcript has a single exon. Gene Ontology annotation, molecular function: 1-phosphatidylinositol binding; clathrin heavy chain binding; phosphatidylinositol-4,5-bisphosphate binding. Gene Ontology annotation, cellular component: clathrin-coated vesicle; clathrin-coated pit.